CUUCCGUCUCAAGAUGGCGGAGUAUGCGAAUCUCCUCCGAAGGGCUUGGGGACAAAUAUCAGGUCACGGAGGAGUCCGAGGUUUUCUCACUCAGUUCUUCAGGGUGAAUGAUAUUAAGACAGGAGCCCUGGUUGGCGUGGACAAAUAUGGAAACAAAUACUACGAGGACACGAAGCACUACUUCUUCGGACGUCACCGCUGGGUGAUCUACACCACAGAGAUGAACGGGAAGAACACCAUGUGGGAGGUGGACGGCAGCAUGGUUCCUGCUGAAUGGCACCGCUGGCUGCACUGUAUGACAGACGACCCCCCCACCACACAUCCUCCAGACCCAAAGAAGUUCCUCGCCGAGGUCCACCAGUUGAACGUGAGCGGCAGCUCGCAGCAGUACGUGCCGUACUCCACCACCCGCAAGAAGAUCCACGAGUGGGUUCCACCCAAAGCCGGAGCUCAGUGAACUCCGACUGCACGUUUGUAAAUUAUGGUUUCUCGCCAACAAGUCCCGAAUAAAAUCUCUAUACAGA
Molecule: messenger RNA, 524 nt
Organism: Plectropomus leopardus (leopard coralgrouper)
Lineage: Eukaryota; Metazoa; Chordata; Actinopteri; Perciformes; Serranidae
Gene: ndufa12
Product: NADH:ubiquinone oxidoreductase subunit A12
Biological process (GO): response to oxidative stress
Cellular component (GO): respiratory chain complex I; membrane
Source: RefSeq, a predicted model, not a curated record